UGCAGCCUAUGGGAUGGCUUUAGGGCUCUGCCCCCUGCUUUUGGCUUCUCUCCCUCUCCCUUCUCUUUCGCAUUCUCCCCGCGCUUUGAUCUCUGCUUAACAACAGUCACGUCACGGGGGGACUCAUACAGGAGAGUUUUGUUGGAAGUUAGAAAGUUUUGCAGCCUCCAGAGGGCUGUAGCAGCAGCAGCAAGCAGCAUCUGAGGGACUCCUGGAAGGGGAAGAGCCAGAGAAUCUGACUCAGUCCUUUGGAGCAAAGCUGCGCCUGCAGGAGAAGGAGCAAGGAGGAGGCGGAGGCGGCAGACAUGGAACAUCAGCUGCUCUGCUGUGAAGUGGAGACCAUCAGGAGAGCCUACCAAGACACCAACCUGCUCAAUGACAGGGUCUUGCAGACGAUGCUGAAAGCAGAGGAGACCUGCUCGCCCUCGGUCUCCUACUUCAAGUGCGUGCAGAAGGAGAUCUUACCAUAUAUGAGGAAAAUAGUGGCCACUUGGAUGUUGGAGGUUUGUGAGGAGCAGAAAUGUGAAGAGGAGGUUUUCCCCUUGGCUAUGAACUAUUUGGACCGAUAUCUCUCCUUCGAACCCCUCAAGAAAACCCGCCUGCAACUGCUGGGAGCUACCUGCAUGUUUGUGGCUUCGAAAAUGAAGGAAACCAUUCCUCUAACUGCAGAAAAACUGUGUAUUUACACUGAUAACUCCAUUAGACCCAACGAAUUACUGCAAAUGGAACUGCUUCUGGUGAAUAAGCUGAAAUGGAAUCUGGCUGCCAUGACCCCUCAUGACUUUAUUGAACAUUUUCUAAGUAAAAUGCCUGUGGCUGAGGACAGCAAGCAGAUCAUCCGUAAACACGCCCAGACUUUUGUGGCUCUAUGUGCUACAGAUGUUAAGUUUAUUUCAAAUCCACCUUCCAUGAUUGCAGCUGGUAGUGUGGUAGCUGCUGUGCAAGGCCUUCACCUUGGAAACACCAACGCUUUCCUCUCUUACCAAUGCCUCACACAUUUCCUCUCGAAAGUCAUCAAAUGUGACCCGGAUUGUUUACGAGCCUGCCAAGAACAGAUUGAAUCCCUCCUUGAAUCUAGUCUACGCCAGGCGCAGCAACACAACAUAUCUUCAGAAACAAAGACUGUUGAAGAUGAAGCUGAUCUUUCCUGCACACCCACUGAUGUUAGAGAUGUGAAUAUUUAAGGAGGACUUCUGCAGUUGGGUUUGCUUGGCAGUACCAGCAAACAUCGAAAGGGCAUCUGAGAAGGAAGUGGAAUCAGGAUCUUCUCCCCCCCGCCCCUCCCUCCCCCCACCCAGGAAAACCUUUUCUCCAGGACUUUUUAUACCAGAAGGGAAAAUGUCAUUCAUUCUUUUCUUCGCUAUUCCUUCCUACCCUUUGUGACUCUUAACAGACAACCCCCCCUUCACUCUCAACCGUCUUAAAAAGAAAAAAAAAAUAGUAUUUGCAUGAUCUCCAGGGGUUUGUGCUACAAAAAUAGAAGAUUUUAUACAAUAAUAAUCAAUUAGUUUUUAUAUAUUAAAGUGUUUUUGUCUUUAUGUUGUAAAAAUAGGCAUUAACACACACACACACACACACACACACACACAGUCUCUCCACGGGAGGUAUUAGAUUUGAUUCUUGCAUAUUAAAAAGCCAACCAUUUUUAAAGUAGAAGAGGGUGUGUUUUUUUAGAUAGGUUAUAUGUGUUUUGGGUGUGUGUUUUUUUCCUUUAAAAAGCAUAGCUUUAAUGCAGUUCUAGGCUUUUCUGUAUCUUGCUUGCUUAUGCAUUUAGUCACUUUAUAAUUCAUCUGUAAAUGUUUAUUUUAUCCCCUUAGGUUUUUAUCCUCUUCACCUUAUAAAUGGUUUUAAUGUAACCUUUACGUUAGUAUAUGUUAGCAAUCAGCAUUAUUAUAUGUUAAUCUUCUGUGCCUGUGGAUUACCUGUGUGUAAGGCUUCUAGGGGUUCCAGCUUAGCAUGGCCAGGAAAAGAUCCGACAUUCUGUUCCAACAUUAAAGAGAAGUUCCAAUAGCUAUAUAAUAUAUUUUUGUAACCUUCCUAUUUUUGUAGUGUACAAAAACGUGCUGGUUUCCACCCAAACGAUACACAGCCUAAUUAUAUCCAGGUUGAAUCCACAGUUUUAUCUUCUUUUUUAUUAUUAUUAUUGUUUUAAAACCAUUCCAUUUCAAAGCACUUUCAGUUCAUUAGGUAUAGGAAAUACUUUCUUUUUUUGUGUGUGGGAAUUUUUUUUUUCUUCAAAUGGAAUGGUUUGGAAAUUAUAUAUAUAAAUAUAUAAAUAUAUAUAUAAAGUGCUUGUGUGCAAACUCAGAAUUGCAAAGCAAGUGCAUUUAACUAUGGUGUGAGGAAAGGUGGGGUUGUUGUUUUUUUCUGAAGGGUUGUGUUCCAGUCAGAGAAAUUGCAUUCACAAAAUUGCCAGGAUAUCUUCCUAACCUUUUCAAUAGAAGAGAGAUGUUUAGAAAUCUUUUGGUGCCAAUUCAUUUUUUAAAAAAAUAUAAAUUUAGGGGCCUGAAAGGUUUACCUAUAGGACACAUAUUUUGAGAAUUGUCUCUAGAUGUUGUACAACUGAAGGCUAUUAAACACUAAAAUAUAUAAUUUAUAGUUAAGGCUAAAAAGAAUAUUUAUUGCAGAGGAUGUUCAGAAGGCCAGUAUAAUUUGUAAAAUAAAUCACCCCCUUGAUUCUGAGAAAACAAAAAGAUCUUUCUGCCCUUGAUGUUGCAGUUUUAACUCAUCUUACUAAGAAAUGAGGACAUGUCAAGAUAGUAACACAUUCGGCCCAGUUGUUUCCAAAAUAACCACGAGAAAGCGCCAUAGUUAAAAGUGUAGAAUUGGUGUACUUGAAAAGAAAAGAAAAGUUCUUAAUCCAGUGUAUUUCCCCUCCUUUUUUUAAUUUAGCUACAAAUAGAAAAUUUGCACAUCUUGGCUAUGUAUCUUUUUUAUUAUUAUUGUAGAAAGUAGCUGAAGGGACGUGGACAUAGCUGUUGAAGUUGAUGCUUGAGGAGAAUGUGAUGGCAAAAUGUAUGUGAGAAACUGCCGCUAAGGUGUUGAUUGUAAAAAACAAAAAAAAAGUUUUAAAAAGGAAAAAAAAAAGGAGCGGACGCUCCCAUUUUUUUUAUUGAGCUGCUAUGGAUAAAUUCCCAGCAUGAAUUGAAAAGAAAAAUUAACAUUGCUUUUCUGUAUCUUUGUCAUUGUGUUUUGCUGCUAUUUUGUGGUCUUUUUUUUUUGUUUUGUUUUUUUUGUUAUACAAUGUCAUAUACUGCCAUGUUAUAGGUUUUAAAUUUUCUCAUAGAAAAUUAUAUUAUUGACAUUUUUUGGUAGAUUUUUUUUUUUUAUGUGAUCAAUUUUUACUUAAUGUGAUUUACUGCUCUAUUCCAAAAAAGGUUCCUGCUUCACAAUACCUCAUACUUCAGUUAACCGUGUUUAGAUCAGGUUUUAAUGUUCGUUCACAAUGCCUCAUAGUUCUACUGCAAGCUGCAUUGGACAUUAUUCUGAAUGGGUCUCGCGAUUUGCAACUAGUUUGUGCUAAUGUUAAAACAGCAGACAUUUCAGAAGAUCGAGUAAUGUCAGGUUCUUUUGGUUAUGUGUUUUUUUGUUUUGUUUUUUUAUAAAGUGGAUUCUUUUUUUUCUGAUCUGGGGUUUAUUAUCAUAGUAGUUUUUAAGCUGUGUUAUUAGCCACAUUUGAUAUAUGAAAGGUGCAUUAUAAUAUAACUCUUAUAUGCCCGAUGCUUUCCAUCACUGGGGAAUCAUCAUGCGGUAUGAUAGGUUAUCUUCUGGAAUUUAAGUAUUGUGUGUGUUUAAUCUGUUAUGAUAUAUUAGGGUUUUUGUUGAUGUUAAUUAUAGCAUAAUGCUAAUUUAAAAAAAAUAUACAAACAACAACCUGUAAAUCUCAUUAAGUAAGCCAGCUAACAGAGUUGUAUGGUGAAGAAUAAUCUAGUUGCCUGUAUGCUGCUAAACCAAAACAGAAUUAGAACUUCAUUUUUGAGGGCAAACGCAGUUAAGAUCCUACCUAAGCUUAUUCAAAUGGAAAAGGACAGCAGGCUUGUAAGGCUUCUAGCAUUCGCAGGACCCACGAGGACUGGAUUCAUUCUGUCCAAAUUUCAGGAACAUUUCUUACUGCUUACCUCAUAGACAUUUCUGUUUGUGGCAUCUCUGUGUCUCUGAACCAAACAAGAUUAUUGAGUUAGUGGUUAUUGGUUAUAUUAUGUUUUGCUCACUGAGAGCGGCAGCGUGUACUGCAAAAUUUUAAGUAUUGUAUGUACUAAAAGGCCAAAUGCUGAUAAGCGGGUUCACGUGCCAACAGAGAUGCUUUAUUUGUCACAUUGUUAUAACGAUCUAUAGAAAGCAAAACAAAUCAGAUUUGUAUCUUUAAAAAAAUAAUAAUAUUGUACUUAUUGGCAUCACUGGUCUGAAAUGCACAUGUUCACCAACAGACCUGUAACAGAUAAGUUUCCAGCAAAAGAAAGAAGAAUAAAGACCUCCCCUAAAAGUCUAGAAAUAAAUUUGUAAAACCCAA
Messenger RNA from Podarcis muralis (Common wall lizard), 4510 nucleotides. It is a transcript of the gene CCND1, whose product is annotated as cyclin D1. The record is from RefSeq and is a predicted model, not a curated record. Lineage: Eukaryota; Metazoa; Chordata; Lepidosauria; Squamata; Lacertidae.